UUUCGAUUGCACUGAGUCAACACAAAAUAAAGACUCGUGCUUUCUCUCUCCUACUUCAGAUUUAUUUUCUUUCCCCAAUUUUUACAUUCAGUUUUUUAGGGUUUCUUCACAAUUCUGAAACUUCCCAUUUUAUUUUAUCUUUCUUAAGUGAAAUCCGAAAUUCUCACUCUCACUCUAUUUUCCAUCCAUGGGUAUUUCAAUUCUCUCAAAUCCCACCAAACCCCAUAAAAAUUCUUCCCCAAUUUCCCCAUCUUUCAUUUAGAAUUUCCCAUGGACCGAACCCUAAUUCUCGAUUUGAGCUCCGAUGAUGAAGUGGGGUUCGACAAUUCCUCCUCCGCCGACAAUUUCGAUUGGAUUACGAAGCUGUUUGAUGAUGUGUGUGGAGGAGAGGAUGACCCUAUUUAUAAUGGCGGGAUUUUCAACUUAGGAAAUGGCGGUGGCGGUGAUGGCAGUGGUGGUAAGGGCGUUGAUGAAGAUGGUGAUUCAGAUGACGUUGUUGUGGUGGGUGAAGUUAUAGUACAGAAACCAAAUAAGGUUAAAGCUUUGUUGCCCAGAAUUGAGGAUGACGAUGAUGACUGUGUGGUGUUGGAUUGUGACCCUGGCAAGCUGAAAGACGAGGUGAAAGAGUCGGAAGAAGUUUCGGACGAGGACGAUUUGCUUAUUGUCGGUGAAAAGGGUCAGGUUGCAUGCAGAGAUUAUCCCCACCCGCGGCAUCUCUGUGCCAAAUUUCCUUUCAGUUCUACACAACAUGAAAGCCGAUGUGAUAUGUGCCAUUGUUAUGUUUGCGACUCACUUGCUCCAUGUGCCCUUUGGGGCUCUGGAGUCUCACGUGAUGAUCACUGUCAUGCCAGCGAUAAAGAAGAAUGCUGGAAGCUUGCAAGAAAAAGAUCCAAGCAGUUGAAAAAUCCCUUGCCUUCUUCCAUGCCAAUUUCCAAGCCUGGUGCUGGUUCUCUGCUUCAUCUUCCGCAAUUGCAACCAAUUUCCACAGGACUUAAUCAACUUAUGAGGCCAACAUCUACCUGUGGGGUGCCCUCAACGUUUGGCCUCCCAAAUAUUAUUAGGAGUCAAAGGUCAAGUAUUGCUGUACCGUCAAAUAGAUUCCACCCACAUCUUAUUUCUCGGCAACUUCUCAGGAGUUGUAAUAGUAAUACUCAAGUCCAUGGCAGUAGAGGUGUAAGUUUAGCUCCAAGAACAGACACUUCCCGUGCCAUGUUCAAGAGGUCUGGAUUAACAAGUAGGGCAGCUAUUUCUAAUCGACCUACUCACCGCACACCCAGCGAUGUCACUGUGGCGUACUUACAGCUGCCAAAACAGCAGUUAACAGAAAACCUUGCUGCAAACAAUUCUACUACGUCAACGGUGUCAUCACUUCAAUUGGAUUUAAAUCCCAGUUUUUGUCUUCCAAGCACAAGCAGUAUAUCCCCUAGUACAUCGUCCUUGCAGUUGCAGCAGCAUAGUCCGCAUACACCUACUUCACAUUUUCAUGGAGGUCAUUCUGCUGCUAUACCAAGUAACAGCCCCUAUGCAUAUACAUACAUAAACCCAACACAGAAUGUUCCUGGUCUGGUGGUUCCUUGUUAUAUUAAUGCACAAAACAACAUUACAUUGUGCACUGAACAAUCGGCAGUAACUCAAACUAUUUCAGACCCGAACUUGUUUUCCAGUAACCCUGAUGUUCAGAGGAGCCAUCAAACUUCAGCAGAAGACAGUUUUUCUAGCCCAAUGUUUUCAUGUAGUACUUCUAAUGCAUUGGACAGUUUUUCAAAGAGCUGCCAACAGCCUGCAGCAGAGAAUUCCCUAGUUCGAGGUGGAGUGCCUAUGCAUGAAUUUUUACCAACACCACAGCAGAAUGUACAACCUUUUGAUAAUGCUGGACCACUAGAAUUUGAUUUUGAGAACUGGCUCCAUGAUAGCGAAACCAUUCUUGGUCGAGAGGAGGAGUCGUCUUUCCUGUUGGAUAUGAACGAUCAAGCUUUAGUUCCUGAGCCAGUUGAUGCAGGUAUGCUCUAUUUUGAUUUUGAGACUUCAUGGAAAGGGUUGACUCAUUCUUAACUGUAAGUUACCAAGCCUACGACGUUAAUUUUAGUCAAUGGAUCUAGGGUUUAUUAGUGAUUUUGGGGUCAACUGCAGCUGUUUUUGUAUAGUCGUACAGAGUGGUGAUGAAUGAAUCUGUCUCCUGUAGCCUUUUGAAUUGUUGUACAGAAGUUUAAAAUGCUGGAUGAAUCUGCCACAUGUGCUGUUAGUUGUUA
This is a messenger RNA of Spinacia oleracea (spinach), 2249 nucleotides long. RefSeq lists its product as uncharacterized. The record is from RefSeq and is a predicted model, not a curated record. The transcript is spliced from 3 exons. The coding region runs from base 271 to 2052 and encodes 593 amino acids. NCBI's taxonomy places the organism in Eukaryota, Viridiplantae, Streptophyta, Magnoliopsida, Caryophyllales, Amaranthaceae.